Lepus europaeus (European hare) is the source of this 282-nucleotide messenger RNA. Its product is annotated as SH3 domain-binding glutamic acid-rich-like protein 3. Gene Ontology annotation, cellular component: cytoplasm. NCBI's taxonomy places the organism in Eukaryota, Metazoa, Chordata, Mammalia, Lagomorpha, Leporidae. The transcript has 3 exons. Bases 1 to 282 code for a protein of 93 amino acids. The record is from RefSeq and is a predicted model, not a curated record.
AUGAGUUCCAUUAAAGUCUAUUAUACCAGCGUGUCAGGCUCUAGGGAGGUGAAGCAGAGACAGGAAGAAGUUACAAGAAUUUUGGAUGCUUACAAAAUAAAGUAUGAAUUGAUAGACAUUUCUGUUAGUUACCAAAUGCUUCAAGAAAUGAGGAUGAAGACUUCUACUCCUAAAGCUCUACCACCUCAGAUAUUCAAUGGCCAAGAAUAUUGUGGGGAUUAUGAAAUGUUUCAUGAGGCAAAGGAAAACAAAGAGAUUCUGAAAUUCCUCAAGAUGGAAUGA